This is a messenger RNA of Schizosaccharomyces japonicus yFS275, 738 nucleotides long. Its product is annotated as ribosomal protein subunit Yml6. The record is from RefSeq and is a predicted model, not a curated record. Gene Ontology annotation, cellular component: ribosome. The transcript has a single exon. NCBI's taxonomy places the organism in Eukaryota, Fungi, Ascomycota, Schizosaccharomycetes, Schizosaccharomycetales, Schizosaccharomycetaceae. Gene Ontology annotation, biological process: translation. Bases 1 to 738 code for a protein of 245 amino acids. Gene Ontology annotation, molecular function: structural constituent of ribosome.
AUGACACUGAAUCUGAUUCGGUAUGCAUUUCCUUCGCUGGAACCUAUGGGCUUUUUACACAUUCCGCGACCAUUUUUGACGGAACCUCUCCGACGCGAUAUUUUACAGAAAGCUGUUGUCUUUGAGGCCAAUCGUGACCGUGCAGGCACUGCAAAUACGAAAUCUCGGUCAGAAAUAAAUUGUUCUGGAAAAAAAUUACGACCUCAAAAAGGUACAGGAAGAGCUCGUUUAGGCGAUGCUUCAAGCCCAAUGCUUCGAGGAGGAGCCGUGGCUCAUGGUCCAAAGCCUAGGGACUUUACAACAAAAAUGCCGACGAAGAUAUUUAGCAAAGCAAUGAGAGUUGCUCUUAGCGAACGAUUUCGACAAAAUGAAUUGCUGGUACUAGACUCACCACUACAUACGGAACAACUUACUUCAAAGCUGCUAAACGCAUUUGUAAAGCUUCAUGACCUUGGUGCUCCAUAUGGACGAACCCUCUUCAUCCUGGAUGACUUGUCCUACUCCACUUCUGCUGCAACAAAUAAACGAUUUAUCGAGGCAACUACCAGUUUGGGACGGCAUUGCGAAUUUCUACCUGCCUCCCAAUUGCAAAUUAGGCACGCAUUAAAAUUCGGAAAGCUUGCGAUAGAGCACAAAGCAUUUUCAACACUUUACCAAUUGUAUCACGAUCCUUGCUACCUUCUCCCACACCUUGCAACUGCCUCUGUCUCGACCUCCGAUAUCAGUGGAUGUAGUUGA